Molecule: messenger RNA, 1413 nt
Organism: Pipistrellus nathusii (Nathusius's pipistrelle)
Lineage: Eukaryota; Metazoa; Chordata; Mammalia; Chiroptera; Vespertilionidae
Source: the annotation of a GenBank genome assembly
AUGCCGCCGUGGGGCGCCGCCCUCGCCCUGCUCCUGGCCGCGAUCGCCCUGCUCGGCCUGCUGGCCCCCCGGCUGCUGCGGCGCCUCGGGAGGCGCGCCGUCGGAGCCGGGACCCCGCCGGGGCCCGGGGGCCCGGACGCCGAGGAGGAGGAGGCGGACGGCGGAGGCCCCGCGGACCGGUUCGGCCCCGGGCGCGAGGCGCUGCCCGGCGGCUGCCGGCUCCUGUGCAAGCCGUCGGCGCUGGCGCAGUGCCUGCUGCGCGCCCUGCGGCGCUCGGCGGCGCUGGAGCCGGGCCCGCGCUCCUGGCUCUCGGGGCCCCACCUGCAGACCCUCCGCCACUUCGUGCUGCCGGCCGGGCCGGGCCCCGAGCUGGCCCGCGAGUACCUGCAGCUGGCGGACAACGGGCUGGUGGCCCUGGACUGGGUGGUGGGACCGUGCGCGCGGGGCCGUCGGGUCACCCACGCGGGGGGCCUCCCCGCGGUGCUGCUGGUGAUCCCCAACGCGUGGGGGCGCCUCACGCGCAACGUGCUGGGCCUCUGCCUGCUCGCCCUGGAGCGCGGCUACUACCCCGUCAUCUUCCACCGCCGCGGCCACCACGGCUGCCCGCUGGCCAGCCCCCGGCUGCAGCCUUUCGGGGACCCUUCCGACCUCAAGGAGGCGGUCACCUACAUCCGCUUCCGACACCCCGCGGCGCCGCUGUUCGCCGUGAGCGAGGGCUCGGGCUCGGCGCUGCUGCUGUCCUACCUGGGCGAGUGCGGCUCCUCCAGCUACGUGACCGGGGCCGCCUGCAUCUCGCCGGUGCUGCGCUGCCGCGAGUGGUUUGAGGCCGGCCUGCCCUGGCCCUACGAGCGGGGCUUCCUGCUCCACCAGAAGAUCGCCCUCAGCAGGUACAUGACGGCCCUGGAGGACACAGUGGACACCCACAAGCUGUUCAAAAGUCGCUCCCUGCGAGAGUUUGAGGAGACCCUCUUCUGCCACACCAAGAGCUUCCCCAUCAGCUGGGACGCCUACUGGGACCACAACGACCCCCUCCGGGAUGUGGACGAGGCGGCCGUUCCGGUGCUGUGUAUCCUCAGCGCCGACGACCCCGUGUGCGGGCCCCCAGACCACUUCCUGCCCACGGAACUCUUCCGCAGCAACCCCUACUUCUUCCUCCUGCUCAGCCGCCACGGCGGCCACUGCGGCUUCCUGCGCCAGGACUCCCUGCCAGCGUGGAGCCACGAGGUCAUCCUGGAGUCCUUCCGGGCCUUGACGGACUUCUUCCGAACAGAAGAGAGGAUGAAAGGGCUGAGCAAGCACCGGGGCUCGUUCCUAGGCGGCCGGCGUCGCUGGGGAACCCUGCAGAAGCGGGAGGCCUCUUCCUCUUCCAGCCUGGAUGAGAUCUUCAGCUGGAAGCGAUCGUACACCAGGUGA